GGGCCAUACAGCGGGGAGAUAAAAGUCCCACGAUCGUCAGGUGUUGCCAUACUUGCAACCACCCUGGAUACUCGACACUCCAUCCGCAUCCUCCAAGUGCCUUCCCAUCGCUCCCAGCCAACAUGCCCAAAGGAUUCCUGGUCAAAAGAAACAAGAGGUGUGCACAUGUUUCCUACAGGACUCGGCCGGACCACGAUGACCUCCGGGAGCCCACCCGCCUCACCCAAGCUGCCUUCCCGAGCCUGCACAUCCAGCCGUGCCUGCCGCCGACGUGCGCGGCGUCCAGCCCGGACCGCCCCGCAGCAUCCCCGGAUCUCGCAGCAGCCGACGCGUCGGUGCCAAAAACGGAGAAGCCGGCCCAGUUCGGCAACCCCGAGACGGUUUGCCAAGCCCUGUACAGCCCGACCCGGCCCAUCAGCAAGGAGCAAGACAGGGCGUAUUUCGAACGGAGCUUCAAUCUGGGCUCGCCCGUUUCUGCCGAGUCAUUCCCGACAUCCGCUUCCCUCUCCGGCCUGGACCACCUCCUGUACGCCCCGGUCGACCUGAAGAUCGGCACCAGCAACAGCAGCCGAAGCGGUACGAGCGGCAUCAGCAUCAGCAUCAGCACCAGCACCGGCACCGGCACCGGCACCGGCGGCGCAGUGGCGGCACCGAGCAACCGGCUCGCCGGCACCAAGAGACCCGCAGCCGACGGCGCGGAGCGCAAAGCCAAAGCCGCUCCCAAAAAACCUAAAGCCAUCCGAAAGCUCAACUUCGAAGACGAGAUGACCACCUCCCCCGUGCUGGGGCUGAAAAUCAAAGAGGGUCCGGUGGAGGCGAAGCCCAGUGCGCACGCGUCGGGAUCCGGAGCCGGCAAGCCUCUGGGGGAGUUCGUGUGUCAGCUCUGCAAGGAAGCCUACGCGGACCCCUUCUCGCUGGCCCAGCACAAAUGCUCCCGCAUCGUCCGGGUCGAGUACCGGUGCCCAGAGUGCGACAAGAUGUUCAGCUGCCCCGCCAACCUCGCCUCGCACCGCCGCUGGCACAAGCCCAGGAGCGGCGGCGCCCCGGCGGGACCGCCGCCCUCCAAACCGCCACCCGCGGCUGUCAAAUCCGCCUCCGAAGAAGCCAAAGACGCCAGCGACAGAGACACUGCGAGUCCAAGUCUGUCCGAGUCCGGUUCCGACGAGGGCUCGUACGACUGUCACUUGUGCGGGAAGAGGUUCAAGCGCCAAGCGUACCUAAGAAAACACGUCACGGGUCACCAGGUACUGCAGAAGAAAGUUCUGGAGGAGAACGGCUUCCCGGCGGAGCAGGUGCCGCUGCCCCCCUCCUCCUCCUCCGCCUCCCCGGAGGACGCCUCGAACCAAAGUCCCCUCAAUCUGAGCCCCGCCGAGCGCCUGCUGUGCCCCGUGUGCGCGGAGAGCUUCACCAGCAGGGCGGCCCACGAGAGGCACCUGCGCCUCGUGCACUCGUCCCAAACGUACCCGUGCAAGUACUGCCCCGCCACCUUGUACAGCUCGCCGGGACUGACCAGGCACAUCAACAAGUGCCACCCCUCGGAGAACCGCCAGGUGAUCCUGCUCCAAAUGCCCGUGCGGCCCGCCUGCUGAACGCAGAACUUGU
This is a messenger RNA of Phycodurus eques (leafy seadragon), 1602 nucleotides long. RefSeq names its product insulinoma-associated 1b (gene insm1b). Gene Ontology annotation, biological process: neuron differentiation; regulation of cell cycle process; negative regulation of transcription by RNA polymerase II. Lineage: Eukaryota; Metazoa; Chordata; Actinopteri; Syngnathiformes; Syngnathidae. Bases 123 to 1589 code for a protein of 488 amino acids. The transcript has a single exon. Gene Ontology annotation, cellular component: nucleus; transcription repressor complex. The record is from RefSeq and is a predicted model, not a curated record. Gene Ontology annotation, molecular function: DNA-binding transcription repressor activity, RNA polymerase II-specific; RNA polymerase II cis-regulatory region sequence-specific DNA binding.